Ictalurus punctatus (channel catfish) is the source of this 1986-nucleotide messenger RNA. RefSeq names its product LHFPL tetraspan subfamily member 2a (gene lhfpl2a). NCBI's taxonomy places the organism in Eukaryota, Metazoa, Chordata, Actinopteri, Siluriformes, Ictaluridae. The transcript has 4 exons. The coding region runs from base 491 to 1141 and encodes 216 amino acids. Gene Ontology annotation, cellular component: membrane. The record is from RefSeq and is a predicted model, not a curated record.
UUUCUCAGUCAGUUUGUGUGAGGGAGCCGUGUGGUCGUGACUUGGAUAUGGACACAGAAAGCACACACUGAACAGAUCUGACACACACUGACCUGCACAUAGAUAUGAAAAGAGGUGAAGAAAUUAAAGCAAAAACAGAAGAUAGAGGAAAAGGAAAAGAAGAGAUAGACAGAGGAGAAAGAGAAGAAGGAGAGACAGACGGCCAUGAUCUCGCUUCCUUAGUAGGAUGUAGGAGAAAAAGAGGAGAGACUGAAGAAGGAAAAAAAGAGACAGACAGCGAGAAGAACGACAGAAUUAUUAUAUCUGUAGGAACGAAGACAAAGAGGGCGACAGGAAUCAUAAAAGGUUGUGAUUUGAGACACCACCUGGAGUGGCUGGUUCACUCUCCACUUUUUCUGCUGCACUUCCUUGUUUUUCUCCGCCUCCCCAUACAAGCCCUGCACACUUUUUCACUCAGGCUUCCCCAUACAUCCCUCCGUCCGACAUCAUCAUGUGUCAUGUGAUUGUGACGUGCCGCUCCAUGCUCUGGACACUCCUCAGUAUCGCCGCGGCCUUCAGCGAGCUCAUCGCUUUCCUUAGCACUGAUUGGCUCGUGGGGUUCCCACGUGUACCUGACUCUGCCUCUGAGGCAACCAGUGAGGCCUACCGCCCCACACUGGGGCUUUUUGGGCGGUGUGUGUUUGUUGGCAGAGUCAUGUGUGGCCCUUACGCGCUGACAUUCAGUGAGAUCGCGAGCGGAUUCUGGAAGGCGGCAGCCAUUUUUCUGGCGACAGGAAUCCUGCUGCUCAGCGCCGUGGCCUUCACUUCCAUUUUCACCAUCUGUUUCCAGAGCAUCAUGAGGAAGAGCAUCUUCAAUGUGUGUGGACUACUGCAGGGCAUCGCAGGUCUGUUCCUGAUCCUGGGCCAGUUGUUGUACGCCGCAGGGUGGGGCAGUGAGAAGGUGAAGCAGUACUGUGGUGUAAACUCGUCGGCGUAUAACCCGGCGCUGUGCUCAGUGGGCUGGGCUUUUUACACAGCGCUGCUCGGCACUGUGCUCAGCUUCAUCAGCGCCGUGUUCAGCGCGCAAGCCGAGAUCGCCACAUCCAGCGACAAAGUCCAGGAGGAGAUCCAACAGGGCAAAAACCUCAUCUGCCUCCUCUGAGAGAGACCCACAGGAGAAACAGAGGCCCUGAUGUCAGGCACAUUAACAGCAGCGUGACAGCAAUCUAAUGACAAGAGAACAAAACCACUUUAAUUUCAUCUCACUACUAAAACUCUGCUCUUAUUGUGCUCUAACGUUGGAGAAAAUCCUCCUCCUUCAUUUUUCUCUUCAUGUCCUUUGCCUUUACGCGUUCAUUUGUCGUAUUGUUUUUGGUUUGUUGCUUAGAUUUGUUUUUUCUGCUCACUGAAAUGAAGAAUGAAUUUGUAAAUAAGUGUGUAUAUACUGUACAUAAUGAUGAUGAUGAUGAGGAGGAGGAGGAGGAAACAUCUCAGUGAUGAAGGUGCUGAAACCACUAAACCACUGUCACUUCCUGUUACGGGUCGAAGUUCUGCACAUGUUUAACCAGGAAGCAGGAAGUUUACUCCCGCUGUUCCUGGAUCAGUUCCUGGUUGUAAAACACAAGUAGACCUGCACAGGUGAAACUGACUCCGGAUGAGUGGACCAAAGGAGCCAAGACCUUUGUUAAGACUCUUCUGUGGUAUUUUAACAAGACUCUUCCUCCUUAACUUUUUCUUUCUUUUUCUGCUCAGCCCUUUUCCUUUACCUCUUAUUAUUCUCAUAUUUUCCUUCCUCUCUCCAUUUUCUUCAUAUUUUCCCAUAUCCUUUCCGUUUCCUUAUUUACUUCCUCAUAGUCUCAGGACAAAAAGCAAGAGGAAGAGCGAUCGUUGUGCGACAGGAAAAGCCCUAAAGUAAUUUGUUCUUAUACAUCCAUUGAGUGUGUGUGUGUGUGUGUGUGUGAGAGAGAGAGAGAGAGAGAGAGAGAGAGAGAGAGAGAGAGAGAGAGA